Messenger RNA from Coregonus sp. 'balchen', 4039 nucleotides. The record is from the annotation of a GenBank genome assembly. Lineage: Eukaryota; Metazoa; Chordata; Actinopteri; Salmoniformes; Salmonidae.
AUCUGGAAUCACAGCAGAAAAACAGACAGCGUGCGAGACAGAGAAGUCCAUAUCACUCCAAAGACAUGACGGUCACAGAUGUCUCCCGCUGUACGAUGGAAGUUAUAGAAGUUGAGGAAUUCUUACGGAACCCUCCGCCCGGUUUCACGGUAGAGGCUGGCUACCGAUUCGUGAAAAGCGAUCCUGAAAACUGCUGCGUGUUCAUCGAUGACUUUGAGUUAUCCAGAGUAGGAAAAGUAGUCUUCCAGCACUCGCCAGGAAAGUAAGGAAUAUGUUAAUUUAAAAAGUUAGGUUAGUCAGCCUUGAAAACAUAAUUCAGAUGCGCAUCAACUUCUCAGCAAUCGACAAUUCAUCUAACCAUUUAUUUUGUUUCAGGAAAAUCACAGUGCGCAAUUUGGGAGAUUACACUCGCUUCAGGAAGAGCCUAACCUCAAAAAAGAUAUAUAUACUGGUGUCUGCAUGUGAAAGUAAACUUUCAUCGACAGAUAAGAAAUCUCCCAAAAACCUCAAAGGUAAAUUUUCACUGUUCUAUCUAUAAUGGACCUGUGGGCUGCAGCAGACAAGGCGUAAGCCAAAACCACACGGUGCGUCUGUCUGUGUGCGCUGCGCUGUAGUCCAUGGUUUUCCUAAAUGACUUUUCAUAACGUUACUCUUUACAGCAUCAAAUACCAGAUUGCAUAAUUUAAUGUAUGUACAGGAGUAAAUGUUAUCCACCAAUACAUGCAUAAUGUAUCAGGCUAUCAGCAGCACAUAGUUCUUAACCAUGCAGUGAAACAACAGCAUUUUAUUGAUGUAUUUUUAACCUGGGCUGGCCCCUCCUAUGUAGGUUAUAAUGAAUCACUCGGUACUUCCCAAAUUGUGCCUUAUUCCCUAUAUAGUGCACUUCUUUUGACCAGGGUUCUGGUCAAAAGUAUUGCACUAUAUAGGGAAUAGGGUGCCAUUUGGGAUAGAACUGCGGUUUUUGACCGGUUGCAGGCGGUGCAGUGUGACUUUUAGGUCUGACUCACGGCCUAACUACAGUGCAAUUGAAAAGGAUUCAGACCCCUUGACUUAUCCACAUUUUGUUACGUUACAGCCUUAUUCGAAAAAUGUGUUAAAUAAAUAAAAAUCCUCAUCAAUUUACACACAAUACCCCAUAAUGACAAAGUAAAAACAAGUUUUAUUACAAAUAAAAAAAACUGAUACCUUAUUUCCAAAAGUAUUCAGACCCUUUGCAAUGACUCGAAAUUGAGCUCAGGUGCAUCCUGUUUCCAUUGAUCAUCCUUGAGAUGUUUCUACAAUUUGAUUGGAGUCCACCUGUCAUAAAUUCAAUUGAUUGGGCAUGAUUUGGAAAGGCACACACCUAUCUAUAUAAUGUCCCACAGUUGACAGUGCAUGUCAGAGCAAAAUCCAAGCCAUGAGGUCGAAGGAAUUGUCCGUAGAGCUCAGAGACAGGAUUGUGUCGAGGCACAGAUCUGGGGAAGGAUACCAAAAAAUGUCUGCAGCAUUGAAGGUACCCAAGCACAUGACAGCCCACUUGGAGUUUGCCAAAAGGCACCUAAAGGACUCAGACCUUGAGAAACAGAUUCUCUGUUCUGAUGAAACCAAGAUUGAACUCUUUGGCCUGAAUGCCAAGCGUCACGUCUGGAGGAAACCUGGCGCCAUCCCGACAGUGAAGCAUGGUGGUGGCAGCAUCAUGCUGUGGGGAUGUUUUUCAGCGGCAGGGACCAGUCUAGUCAGGAUCGAGGUUAAGAUGAAUGGAGCAAAGUACAGAAAGGUCCUUGAUGAAAACCUGCUCCAGAGUGCUCAGGACCUCAGACUGGGGGGUGAAGAUUCCCCUUCCAACAGGACAACGACCCUAAGCACACAGCCAAGACAAUGUGGUAGUGGCUUCGGGAGAAGUCUCUGAAUGUCCUUGAGUGGUCCAGCCAGAGCCCGGACUUGAACCUGAUCAAACAUCUCUGGAGAGACCUGAAAAUAGCUGUGCAGUGACACUCCCCAUCUAACCUGACAGAGCUGGAGAGCAUCUGCAGAGAAGUAUGGGAGAAACUAGCCAAAUACAGGCGUGCGAAGCUUGUAGCGUCAUACCCAAGAAGACUCGAGGCUGUAAUCGCUACCAAAGGUGCUUCAACAAAGUACUGAGUAAAUGGUCUGAAUACUUAUGUAAAUGGUAUUCUUUUUUAUUUUAUUUUUGCUUUAUCAUUAUGGGGUAUUGUGUGUAGAUUGAGGGGAAAAACAAACAAUUUAAUCCAUUUUAGAAUAAGGCUGUAACAUAACAAAAUGUGGAAAAAGUAAUAGGGGUCUGAAUACUUUCUGAAUGCACUGUACAGAGACUCAUUGCCUCUUCACUGUGGUGGAUUGGUGAAAGGUUUUAUUACUAACUAACACAGUGGUCAUCACAUGACUAACUCUCUCUCUCUCCCCAACCCCUCUCUCUCCCUCCUUCUCACUCUCCCCCUCUCUUUCUCUCUCUCUCUCUCUCCCUCUCCUUUUCUCCCUCCCGCCCAGUGCUCCAGCGGUAUGUGGUGGCCAUUGAUGGCCGUAACGCUCUGAUCAAGUGGGAGAUGGAGAGAGGCCUGGACAGGACUAUCUCCUCUGUGGCUGGGGAGAGCUACAGGGUCGAUGUGAGUUUGUCAUUUUCCUGUUAUAAAAAUAACAUUUUAAUAAGAGUGUGAUUCUUGGAUAACACGCUUAUUUUCUUUAUGCAACCACCUCUCAAGAUGAUGACAUUGAAAAUAGCAUUUUCAUAUUUCUUAUAUUUUAAUGUAAAGUUAAAAUACAUUUUUCCCUCUGCUUUUUGGUUUUCAGAUUGACCUGGGUGAUGCAUUGCGUGGCUGGGCAGGUGAGAGUUUCUGUCUCCUAGGCGACAGAGAGAAGGUCACGCCCGUGUGGAGGGAUACCUGCUUCACCCUGAAAUAUUACUCUGAUGCCCUCUUCGACUUCCCACACUGGCUCGGCUUCAGUAAACGCCAUUUCAAGGUAAAAUACAAUGAAUGAAUAAGGCCUAUUUAUUUAUUAAUGGAUCUGGAACUGUCCUGUUAGCUUAUUGAUGUAUAUUAAAGCAAUAAGGCCAGAGGGGGUGUGGUAAAUGGCCAAUAUACCACGGCUAAGGGCUGUUCUUAUGCAUGACGCAACUCGGAGUGCCUGGAUACAGCCCUUAGCCGUGGUAUAUUGGCCAUAUACCACAAACCCCAGAGGUGCCUUAUUGCUAUUAUAAACUGGUUACCAACAUAAUUAGAGCAGUAAAAAUAAAUGUUUUGUCAUACCUGUGAUAUACCACGGCUUUCAGCCAAUCAGCAUUCAGGGCUCGAACCACCCAGUUUAUAAUCUCUACCACAGACCGUUUACUGCUGAAUAAUCUGUUUCUCUGAAUCUUGCUUGUGGCCAUCAAAGGGUGUGUCCCAAUAAUAUCUCUGUCCUCCUGAAGUGUGCAGUCGUUCACUACUUCCCACAAAUCUAAAAGCAUUGAAAUAUAGUGGAAACUCCCACCAGCCCAUGGCAGUGAAAUAUAGUGGAAACUCCCACCAGCCCAUGGCAGUGAAAUAUAGUGGAAACUCCCACCAGCCCAUGGCAGUGAAAUAUAGUGGAAACUCCCACCAGCCCAUGGCAGUGAAAUAUAGUGGAAACUCUCACCAGCCCAUGGCAGUGAAAUAUGGUGGAAACUCCCACCAGCCCAUGGCUCCGUCAUUUUCUUUCAAAUCAGUGAAGGGAAGUGAACAGUUCCACUCUGGGAGGAAGGAGAUGAUUGGGCCAUACCUAGGGUGUCCACUCUGGGAGGAAGGAUAUGAUUGGGCCAUAGCUAGGGUGUCCACUCAGAGGAAGGGAACCAACACAUGUUUAUUUACUUUGUGAUUUCUUCCCUGUAGAUCUCCUACCAUGGAAUAUGAGACCUUAGCAAUAAUCAAUAAUAGCUAUUUGAUGGGCAAGAAGACUGGACAUAGGCCAAAGAUGAGCUAUUAUAUUGACAAGAUAGCCGAGUGACCGCUCAAACAAUGCAAAUACAUGUCUUCAAUGCUUGAAGGCAAGUGAGGUCAGGAGGGACCAUUCUAGCCAAUGAGAG